GCCCGCGCCGGGCGCCAGUGGCCCGCGCCGCCGGGAGCGAUGACAUCGACGGGGAAGGACGGCGGGGCGCAGCACGCGCAGUAUGUGGGGCCCUACCGGCUGGAGAAGACGCUGGGCAAGGGACAGACAGGGCUGGUGAAGCUUGGGAUCCACUGUGUCACCUGCCAGAAGGUGGCCAUCAAGAUUGUCAACCGCGAGAAGCUCAGCGAGUCUGUGCUGAUGAAGGUGGAGCGGGAGAUCGCCAUCCUGAAGCUCAUCGAGCACCCGCACGUCCUGAAGCUGCACGACGUUUAUGAAAACAAAAAAUAUUUAUACCUGGUGCUAGAACACGUUUCCGGCGGGGAGCUCUUUGACUACCUGGUGAAGAAGGGAAGGCUGACUCCCAAAGAGGCUCGCAAGUUCUUCCGGCAGAUCAUCUCGGCGCUGGACUUCUGCCACAGCCACUCCAUAUGCCACAGGGAUCUGAAGCCCGAAAACCUGCUGCUGGAUGAGAAGAACAACAUCCGGAUCGCAGACUUCGGCAUGGCGUCGCUGCAGGUGGGCGACAGCCUGCUGGAGACCAGCUGCGGGUCCCCCCACUACGCCUGCCCGGAGGUGAUCCGGGGGGAGAAGUACGACGGCCGCAAGGCGGACGUGUGGAGCUGCGGCGUCAUCCUGUUCGCCCUGCUGGUGGGGGCACUGCCCUUCGACGACGACAACCUGCGGCAGCUGCUGGAGAAGGUCAAGCGCGGCGUGUUCCACAUGCCGCACUUCAUCCCGCCCGACUGCCAGAGCCUGCUGCGGGGCAUGAUCGAGGUGGACGCCGCGCGGCGCCUCACGCUAGAGCACAUUCAGAAACACAUAUGGUAUAUAGGGGGCAAGAAUGAGCCCGAGCCGGAGCAGCCAGCGCCCCGCAAGGUGCAGAUCCGCUCGCUGCCCAGCCUGGAGGACAUCGACCCGGACGUGCUGGACAGCAUGCACUCGCUGGGCUGCUUCCGCGACCGCAACAAGCUGCUGCAGGACCUGCUGUCGGAGGAGGAAAACCAGGAGAAGAUGAUCUACUUCCUCCUCCUGGACCGGAAAGAAAGGUACCCCAGCCAGGAGGACGAGGACCUGCCCCCGCGGAACGAGAUAGACCCUCCGCGGAAGCGCGUGGACUCCCCGAUGCUGAACCGGCACGGCAAGCGGCGGCCCGAGCGCAAGUCCAUGGAGGUGCUCAGCGUGACGGACGGCGGCUCCCCGGUGCCGGCGCGCCGGGCCAUCGAGAUGGCCCAGCACAGCCAGAGUAAAGCAGUGUUCAGUAAAAGCCUGGAUAUCGCUGAGGCCCACCCCCAAUUCAGCAAAGAAGACAGGUCACGAUCCAUCAGCGGCGCCUCCUCAGGCCUGUCCACGAGCCCACUCAGCAGCCCCCGGGUGACCCCUCACCCCUCACCGAGGGGCAGUCCCCUCCCCACCCCCAAGGGGACUCCCGUCCACACGCCAAAGGAGAGCCCAGCCGGCACGCCCAACCCCACGCCGCCGUCCAGCCCCAGCGUCGGCGGGGUGCCCUGGAGGACACGGCUCAAUUCCAUCAAGAACAGCUUCCUGGGUUCACCCCGUUUCCACCGCCGGAAACUGCAAGUUCCGACGCCGGAGGAGAUGUCCAGCCUGACCCCGGAGUCAUCCCCAGAGCUGGCCAAGAAGUCCUGGUUCGGCAACUUCAUCAACCUGGAGAAGGAGGAGCAGAUCUUCGUGGUCAUCAAGGACAAGCCGCUGAGCUCCAUCAAGGCUGACAUUGUGCACGCCUUCCUGUCGAUCCCCAGCCUGGGCCACAGUGUUAUCUCCCAGACGAGCUUCCGGGCCGAGUACAAGGCGACGGGAGGCCCUGCCGUGUUCCAGAAGCCUGUCAAGUUCCAGGUGGACAUCACCUACACCGAGGGCGGGGAGGCCCAGAAGGAGAACGGCAUCUACUCUGUCACCUUCACCCUCCUCUCAGGCCCGAGCCGCCGCUUCAAGAGGGUGGUGGAGACCAUCCAGGCCCAGCUGCUGAGCACGCACGACCAGCCGGCGGCCCAGCACCUGGCAGACACCACUAACUGUAUGGAAAUGAUGACGGGGCGGCUUUCCAAAUGUGGCAGCCCAUUGAGUAACUUCUUUGACGUAAUUAAACAACUUUUUUCAGACGAGAAGAACGGGCAGGCGGCCCAGGCCCCCAGCUCGCCCGCCAAGCGGAGCGCCCACGGCCCACUCGGUGACUCCGCGGCCGCUGGCCCUGGCCCUGGAGGGGACGCCGAGUACCCGGCGGGCAAGGACAUGGCCAAGAUGGGGCCGCCCGCUGCCCGCCACGAGCAGCCUUAGACACACUAGCCCCUCCCCCAGCACAGCACUGACAGCGCCGCCCGCGCCCCCUCUGGACCGGGUUCUGGAGCCAGGGAGGAAAGGAAGGGCCCGGCGGGCCGCGGCCUGCGGGCUGGGCCACGCGCUCGCUCUUUCUCUCUCGCGGUCUCUGUCUCUGCCUGUCUCUGACAGCAUCACUUGUUUCCACUCUUGAUACCAGGAAUUAUCCCGAAAAGCUAACAUGUCACCUCCACGAGGCCGUCCUCUGUGCCCUGCGCCGGACACUGGCUGACCGAAGGCAGCUGCGCGGACCCGCCCUCCCUGCUCCUCCUGCCGCUGCUGCCGGGCGAGGCCCCGCCCGCUGCCCGUCCUCGGCCCGCGUGGCCGCCGAGAGGCCCAGGCUCUGUGGGGAGGCCGCCUCCUGCCCGGCCCGUCCAGACCCUGGGCGGCCUCCAGGGCAGGGCCCCGGGGCGAAGCAGCAGGAACAGCCCCGCCCGGCGCCCCCGACCCCGCACUGGACGCCCAGCCCCCGGCCCCCACCUGCAGCCUCGCGGCCCCCUGCAUCCAGUCCUGCACCUCACCUGGGGCCGGGGGGCGCAUGGGCGCGACGUUCCCAUGGAGACUGAGACGCGGCUGGGCCAGGGCAGUGCCGCUCGUCCGCUGUGUGAAUUUGCUGAGUCUCCGCACUUCUCUGUUCAGGGAAGGGCGGCCCCGCCCUGUGUCUCCAGCAGGGAGGGGCGCAGGGGCAGCCGUGGACAAGGCGCCAGCAGCUACUGUAAACUUUAAAGAAUUCCUGCAAGAUAUUUUUAUAAACUUUUUUUCUCGGUUGUUUUUGGAAAGGGGUGUGGGGGGGCUGCUGGGCAGGGCCUUUGUGUGUCAGUUCCCGCUCUCGGCAUUUCUACACGCACAUAUCUAUAUUUAAAGAACGGGCGGCAGCUCCGUCCGGCUGCUUGGUGACCGUGUGGCAGCAGCUCUGGUUCUGCGGGGCCCGUCCAGGCCCAGGCUGGGGCUUGUGCCCGUGAGCGAAGGGCGGGGGGGCCCGGAGCCGGCCCACACAGGAUGGCAGCUGCACCGUGGGGCUUUUUGUAUUAAAAUGGAAAAAAGAUGAAAAAAAAAAAAAAAACCAACAAAAGGCAGAGUGGGCGGCGUGACGGGGCGUGUUCCUGCACACAGCAGGGUGGGGCCGUGGCCACUGCCCGCCCGGCAGGCCCCCACAUCUCCACUCCCACCCGCGUCCCCUCCUGUCGGGGCGGCCGGCCCCCCCCCCCCGCUGGCCACAAGCCGCCCUGGUGCAGCCGGCGGGUGGCGCAGGCGGCAGGGCCGGUGCAUGUCUUCGCUGUGGCCCGUCCUUCGCUUUGGGUGUCCCUGUGUAUAGAUUUUAACGCUUCUGUUAACGUUAAGCCUCCACCACAGGCUGGGAUUUCUACACAUAAGACAAAAUUAAACACCUGUAACAGCAAAAGCCACACAGUACCAGCGGGCAGGGGCUCGUCCGCGAGACAGAGGAGACCGACAGCAAUACCUCUCGCUAGCCUUCCUCUUUUGUACUUCGACACACGCGGACUCACGCAGGCGUCACGGAAAUGGACAAGCCCCACCUAGUGUACCCCUGUCAAUAACUGUGAGCAACUUCAGUUCCGGAACAAUAAAUUCCUUCCGUAAA
Lemur catta (Ring-tailed lemur) is the source of this 3958-nucleotide messenger RNA. RefSeq names its product BR serine/threonine kinase 2 (gene BRSK2). Gene Ontology annotation, molecular function: tau-protein kinase activity; ATP binding; protein serine/threonine kinase activity. Gene Ontology annotation, biological process: protein phosphorylation; microtubule cytoskeleton organization; intracellular signal transduction. Gene Ontology annotation, cellular component: cytoplasm. The record is from RefSeq and is a predicted model, not a curated record. The transcript is spliced from 21 exons. Lineage: Eukaryota; Metazoa; Chordata; Mammalia; Primates; Lemuridae. The coding region runs from base 40 to 2316 and encodes 758 amino acids.